GCCGUUGGCGCAGGCGCAGGCGGUGAGGCGGCUGCGGUGAGGGCUGCGGCGGCGGCGUGCGGGGACAAUGGCAGCAGAACAGAUUUCAGCAGCUUCCCUCAUUGACCGGACCAUGAAGAUAAGGAAGGAGGCUGAGGAGCGGAAAGUGGUCUGGGCCUGGGGACUCCUUAAUAUAUCUGUUGCAGGGAUGAUAUAUACUGACAUGACUGGAAAACUUACAAGCUCGUAUUACAACAUCACAUACUGGCCACUCUGGUAUAUCGAGCUUGCAUUUGCAUCCCUGUUCAGCCUGAAUGCCUUAUUUGAUUUUUGGAUGUACUUCAAAUACACAAUGGCACCAACUACCUUGGUCAUGACUCGUAGGCAGCAGAUCCUUCUAGGGAUGCAGAAUGCAGCGGUACAGAUAAUUCCACCGCAUGAGCUGGCAGCAAAGAAGGUCCCUUCUUCUACGCCUUCUCCUACGAUCCAGGGUCAAAGUGUGCUGAGUUACAGCCCAACCCGCUCCCCCAGGGCCAGUCCAAAGUUUGCAUCUGGUUGUAUCGCGGGGUACAGCCCUCAGCUGCAGGCUCCGUCAAGCAACAGUGCUUCUUACAGCAGUGCUUUAACCUAUUCACCAAGCAGCAGCUACAGUAAGCUUUCCAGCUUCAGCCCUUCUACUGGUUCACCAUAUCCCACAAGCGUUGGACCAGUGGAAAGCAGCAGGCUAAGGGCUCGUUACCGCUCUUCACUAAUUCUGUGUAAUUCCCGUAUUGGUCAAGACGAUGAAAUCACAGACCUGAAGUCACUGCAAAAGUACCUUCGAAGUGAAGAAGAGAAACAGCGUAGACUUCAAUUGGGAAGUUCAGAUUCCAGCUUUUGGAACUACAGCCGUUGCUUAGUAGAGCAAGCACAGGUGCUGAGAAACUUCCAGUAUCAGCUGGCUUGCAGGUCCCAAGUUCCAUCAGCGAACAAGGAUGAAGCCUAUCUGAGCUCUCCGCAGGCUGCAGAAGAAGUUUGGGCAAGGGUGAUUGUGAAUCGACGACAGCUUGAUCACAUGGAUUCCUGGACCGCUAGGUUCAGAAGUUGGAUUAAUGAGACUAUUUUAGUGCCACUUGUACAAGAGAUUGAGUCUGUGAGCACUCAGCUGAGAAGAAUGGGGUACCCAGAAAUGCAGAUUGGAGGGAGACUGUUCAAAGUUCUGUCGUGGGCGCAGAUGGCGUGCUGGCUCUUCUUGCAUGCCAGCAUCAGCACUCUGAAAGAGGCAGCGAUGGUUAAAGCUCCGCUCAUUCCAAAUCUGAACGGUAUAGAGCAGUAUUUGGAUAUUACACCGAACCAAGAGUAUUUGGUUGAAAGGAUCAAAGAGCUCUCUCAGGGAGGAUGCAUGAGCUCAUUCCGGUGGAACAGAGGAGGAGAUUUCAAAGGCCGUAAAUGGGGCACUGACUUGCCCACUGACUGUGCUAUCCUUAUGCACAUAUUCUGCACUUACCUCGACUCCAGACUGCCACCUAGCCCCAAAUAUCCUGAUGGCAGAACCUUCACUUCGCAACACUUCAUUCAAACACCAGAUAAACCAGACAUUACAAAUGAAAAUGUAUUUUGCAUCUACCAAAGCAACAUCAAUCCACCCCACUAUGAGCUGAUCUACCACCGCCAUGUCUACAAUCUGCCUGAGGGCAGAAACAACAUGUUCCAUACAUUGCUUAUGUUUCUGUACAUCAUAAAGACAAAAGAAUCUGGGAUGCUUGGGCGGGUAAAUCUUGGUGUAUCAGGAGUCAAUGUUCUAUGGAUUUUUGGAGAAUAACUUCUCUAGCAAGACUCCAGCUCAGAAGAAGAAUGAUCCUGCUUCUCUGACGAGAUGAACUGAGCAGCGUCAUUACACUUGUUGUCUUAAACAUGGACUAUGAAAAGGGAUAAUUUAAACUCUGCUUUAUGGACAGAGGGGAAAUGUUUGUAAUUCCCAUAGUUUUUGGGAGGAUACUCUUUAAAAUAUUUCACUGUUGAAAUGCAUCUAAAUAGGAACUCCAGGCAGGUCUUCUCUUUCUGGCUCCUCACCUUAACGAAUCCUAUUUAAAAAAAAAAAAACAAAAACAAACAAACAAAAAAAAGACCCUUGCUAUUUCUGUUGCAUUUACCCUUCAAUGCCAUUGCCGCUCUAAAGAGCUUAACGGACCGCAGGCAGCUCCCACGGGCGUACGCAGCCGCUCGCUCACAGUCCCUGGAAAAGGCAGUUACUGCCAGGUUCACAAGAUCCAAGAUAUUCCAGGUGGGCAUAACAGAUGCCAAGUUAGUAAGUUUACACUGUUUUUCGGUUAAUUUAAUUAUAUGCGAUCAGAAAGAGCAUUAUCUUUCAUCCCUGCCCGUUGGAAUAAUUGGAUUUUAUGACCUCAUUAGAUGUUUCAGGUGUCUCCACUGCAAAUAUAAGGGAAAGAGAAAACUGACUUGCUAGUUUCAGUAUAUGUUUAUAAGAUAGGUUUAAAAAAAAAAAUUCAAAUGUGACUGUCUUAGGAGUUAUAAGAUGUUGUGGGUGAAUUGAGUACUACAGUGUUACCCUGCUUUUGCUUUUUAACUUAUUAAAAUUUAUUUAUUUUAUUUCUCACAUCAGCUUUUCUGCUAGCAACUUGUUUUCAGGGCCUUGCAGACUGGCAUGUGGCUUCAGCAUCCCUGCAGGAAACCAGGGUGGAUAUACCUACGUCCCAGGGAUUUACAGGAACAUCCCUAAUUUCCUGUUGCCUCACCAAAGCGUGACCAGAAAUGGCUUUUUUUUUUUUUCCUGAGGGCAAGUGGAUGCCACGUGGCCAGAGCCCAGCUUCUGAGCCUCCGGCUUCUUAGGCUCUGCCCCCUGCAGUGGCAGGGAUUAUUCCUUAGGAAGAGUCAAAUCCUGGGACCACGGGCCAGCCUGCGGUUCACGUCGCAGUGCCGGUCUCUUUAUUAAAAGCUCGGGCAGCAGCGGGGUGUCCCUGUUCUCAUAUAACCCCAUGCGGGUGGUUAACCCCGCCCCUGUGAGUGGGUGCUCCGCUUGUGGGGAGUCCCCUUUUGGGAAAAACACUUGCACUUGUUUCAAAGAAUAGGCCCUUGAAUAUUGCUGAGAAGCUUUGGUGUUUUUUUGGGGGGGGGGGGGAAUCCAUUGCAAAUUCAGGCAAUCCAGAAGGUUUUAGAAGUGUAUGUGGUUAAAUUUUUUUUUUUUUUUUAAACAGAGGGGUGAAACUGCGUAAAUCCGGAGAUGCCAAGGACUUGUGAGCUGCAGGUGAGGGUGCUGGCUCAGUUUCCUUCAGGGAUUCUCGGGGAGCAAAAAGGUGAACCUCUUAGUGUCACUGCAAACUGCCAAAAAAAUCCAGAACUUGAAAAUCUUACUGGUUCCUUGCUGGUGGAGAAUGCACCGUGUGCAGUAGUUUUGUUACGACGAUAUAUUUUUGUACUGUGUUUUUGUACCGGAUUUUGGUUUGCCUGCCUAAGGCAUUUCACUGUGCUCAAACCAGGUGCUGUCAUUUUUGUAAUCUCUGGCGGGUCGCUAUGUUUUGGCAUGAGCCAAAUGUGUAUAUAUGUAUAGAGGAAAUGAAUGUUACUGGAGAUCCCAUCUCCGUGGGGAGGUGACUGUUAACAAGAGCUUAUUUUGUCCCUUUAUUAAAUUGGUUUGUUUUACCAAGCA
This is a messenger RNA of Dromaius novaehollandiae (emu), 3625 nucleotides long. Its product is annotated as transmembrane protein 209-like. Bases 68 to 1780 code for a protein of 570 amino acids. Gene Ontology annotation, cellular component: membrane. NCBI's taxonomy places the organism in Eukaryota, Metazoa, Chordata, Aves, Casuariiformes, Dromaiidae. The record is from RefSeq and is a predicted model, not a curated record. The transcript is spliced from 15 exons.